Molecule: messenger RNA, 2580 nt
Organism: Toxotes jaculatrix (banded archerfish)
Lineage: Eukaryota; Metazoa; Chordata; Actinopteri; Toxotidae
Product: netrin-4
Exons: 10
Coding region: 410-2383 (657 amino acids)
Biological process (GO): substrate adhesion-dependent cell spreading; basement membrane assembly; cell migration
Cellular component (GO): laminin trimer
Molecular function (GO): protein binding
Source: RefSeq, a predicted model, not a curated record
CUGUCCGGUACACAGAGCUCUCGGGUUGGCUGUGAAUUACUGGAAAUACUUAUGUUAAUUAAUUAAUAAUCAUAGAAUGGGGCAGUCUUUUUAUUGCGCAAUAUGGACGAGGACAAACUAUGAAAUGGAAAUUUGCAGCACUUUUGUUUUUUUAUGUCAAACGUGGAGCUUUAUUUCUUGGAUGAACCAGUGAUCUUUAUUUUUGCUUCACCUGGAGCGCACAGUCCGCCUUGGUCAGAGAGAUGCCCUCGCUGUCCGGGAGGAUGCUUUGAAUUUCAUUAAGGUUUUUUUGUUUUCCAACAUUAUACCCGGGAGGACGUCGGAGGGAUAUUCCUGAAUUCAUCUGGACUCGUUGCGCAUUGCGUAAUUGGCUAAGAAAUGCGCGUGUUCUUCAGACAGGCUGCACAUAAUGUUGGGAAUCAUCUCUGUGUAUGUUGUAAACGCAAGAGAAACAAGGAUGAGCGUGUCUAGCAUGCUUGGGCAAGGCCGGGUUCAGAUGCUGGUGGCGCUCUGUUGGCUGUUUUUGGUUGCGGCACAGAGCAGAGCAGUUUCCAGAUGCGUGGACCAUGCCUGUAGUCCACCCAUUGGGAACCUGGCCAGCGGCAGGACUCUUACCACCCUCUCAAGCUGCUGUGGGAACAGCUCCCUUCACCAGUGCUCUUAUCCCCACCCUCCUGUGCCCCCUCACCUCUGUCCUGAGGACAUUCACCCACCUGUUCACAUGACUGACGACCCUUUCUUGCAUCCUCAGACCUGGUGGGCAUCAGGUGCAGGUACCACCGUGCAGGAGCCACAGGACGAAAUCCGGUUGGAUCUGGAAACACAGUUCUGUCUGUCCCACGUGGUUUUGGUGUUCAGGUCUCCCCGGCCAGCUGCCAUGGCCAUUGAACGUUCACGCGACUUUGGGAAGACCUGGGAGACUCUUAAGCUCUUUGCAUACAAUUGCAGCUUAGAGUUUGGUUUGUCUGAUGAUUUUAGUCAGCCAAGCUCUUUGUGCACAUCUCGUUACACUCGUGCUGAACCCUGCAGUGGUGGUGAGGUGAUAUUACGGACACUAGAUCCCAGCACUGCUAAAACACUGGACCCUUACAGUCCAGAGGCCCUCACCCACCUCACCCUCACUAACCUCCGCAUCAGACUGCUAAAAGCUCAGACUUGUCCUGCACCUCUGAACCCCCCGACAGACUGGGCAAGCCCCACAGCCUCAGCUCUGACCUCUGCAUCCAUUACAGAAAACUCAGCUUCAGCACCUUAUGCUAUUUAUACUUUACUGGCCAGAGGGACCUGCCUGUGCCAUGGACAUGCUGAGCAUUGUGUACCAUACAACAGCAGCCAAGAUGCAGGACAGGACAAUGACAUGGUGUCUGGUAGGUGUCUGUGCACUCACCACACAGCAGGGGAUCACUGUGAGAAGUGUGCCCCGCUCUACAAUGAUCGUCCCUGGAGGCCCGCCAACGGCAGCAGCGGAGAGCCGAACCCGUGCCAGAAGUGCGAGUGCCACGGUCACGCAGACACCUGUCACUUCUCUCAGCGAGCCUGGCUGUCAUCCGGUGGCACCAGUGGAGGGGUUUGUGAUGGCUGCCGACACAACACUGUCGGGCGCAGGUGCCAGCGCUGUCGUCAUGGCUACCACCGCCACCCAUCUUGGCCCCUAAGCUCCCCCCACACCUGCACACGCUGCUGGUGUGAUCCACAGGGCUCUUUGCCUCCUCGUCCUGAAGAGGAGGGACCCUGGUGCCACCCUAGGAGUGGGCAGUGCCGUUGUAAAUCAGGUGUAGGGGGCACAAGCUGCAGCCACUGUCUGCCUGGCUACUGGGGUUUUGGAGAGGACGGCUGUAAACCCUGUGCCUGCCGUCACAGCUGUGAUCCAACCACUGGGCAGUGCCAGGACAGCUACACAAAUAAUCAGGUGUUUAAUGUGCCUAUUGGUGGAAAAAUCCCUGAUCUGGAUGAAGAAGAGGUACAGUGGUCAAAGGAGCUUGCAGUCUCUGCUAUGCAUUAUACAGGAAAGUGCAGCUGUAAGGAGAAGAAGCUGAGAAGUGCGUCUGACCUCUGUAAAACUAAACACGACUAUGUGAUAAAGGCCAGUGUGCUGUCUGCUCAUGACAAAGGAAGCCACGCAGAGGUUCAGGUCAAAGUUCGCAAGGUCCUUCGAUCAGGCCAGGUGGCACUGUACCUGGGGACAAUCAGCAUCUAUCCUCUGUCCUGGACCAGCCGCGGCUGCACCUGUCCCGUACUGAACCCAGGUAUGGAGUACCUGCUUGCAGGCCCAGAAGAGGCUGGAACAGGGCGUUUGCUGGUCACCAUGCAAAGUGUAGUGGUCCCCUGGACACCUCGCCUGGGUCUGCUUAUAUCAGAGGGCCUGAGGAAUGGAUGUCCAUGAGCUGUGUGACCUGAAAAGGCGGGACACACUUAAGAGAAUUUCACAGGGACCUUCAUGAGUCAGAGGAUGAUUCAGAAAAAGGACUGGAAAUUACUGGACAACUUAUUGUCAUUAAGGGCAAACUCAUAGUCACUCUAGAGGAGAGGUACUCACCAUGUGCGGGUGUGUGACACAAAACAGAGAAUGAAAUGAAUACU